ACUUUAGUCAAUGCUCUUUGGUAAUUACUCAGCAGUCACCCAAUUUUCACAUCGCAAAAUAUUUCCUUACCAUUCAUGACAAUACGCAAAUGCCUGAAUAAAUGGCUGAGUCAAAUGAUUAUUUCGGCUUCGAAAUAUUGAGCAAAUUGGUGGAGGAGCAAGUGCACAAGAAGGAAGACGUUAUCAUUUUGUUCGCUCACUGGUUUCUCGUUAAGAAUGGCUUUCGGUGUAUUGGGCUAGGUGAUUCGAAAACCUUCAAUCCAAAUGAAAAAGGAGUGGAGCUGCUUCCUGAGGAAUGGAGUCAAAGCAAUCAUUACUCCCUGAGAUACCUCAGAGAAGCAAAGCUAUAUAUUCUCCUCGGACGAAAAUCAGACUCUGAUCUGCUCCUCAAUUUCCUGCGAAUUGCAGAUAAUUGUCUGUCGACAGUGAAAUUCUCAGUGAAUGGAACAGUAUCAGAGCUCCAUGGAGCCCUCUCGUUAUCAAUUCCACAUCACCAGGAGGUGAUGCAAAAACUCCAGGGAGAACUGCUGGCCCCGGUUUACCCAGGAAAUGCUAGGGAAAUAUCUACCCAGACGACAACGGCGUCGCGAUCCCAUGAGGAGAGAUCGAGGAGGUCGCCGCCGGAUGAUCCUCUCCGAGUAGAUCCAGUGCCAAGACCACCCUGGCCUGAGGGAGACGUGAGGGGUGUCGGGAGGAACGAUGUCGAUCCACUGGCAGGCAUUGGCCCUCGAGGAGGUGGAAUGAUCUUCGAUCCAUUUCGUCGACCUAAUCCUGGCCUGCCAAAUCCCCUGGGACCACGCCCUGGUGGCAUAGGAGGACCCGGCAGGCUUCCACCAGGCGCCAUUCUGCCAGACGCCAGGUUCGACCCUUUUGGUCCACCCGACCUAGUCCAACCAAGAUUUCGUCCCAGGAAUCCAGACAACGAUCACGAACUUCCACCCCCUGGUUAUGAUGACAUGUUCAUGUGAAAUACCCAUGCUUUCAAUGUAAUAUUCUUUGCUAUUAAAAGUCAUUUCGUUAAUUUCGUUAAUUUCGAAAUGAUGAUGUUUUUCU
Fopius arisanus is the source of this 1053-nucleotide messenger RNA. It is a transcript of the gene PI31, whose product is annotated as Proteasome inhibitor 31 kDa. Gene Ontology annotation, molecular function: endopeptidase inhibitor activity; proteasome binding. The record is from RefSeq and is a predicted model, not a curated record. The coding region runs from base 102 to 968 and encodes 288 amino acids. Gene Ontology annotation, biological process: proteasome-mediated ubiquitin-dependent protein catabolic process. The transcript is spliced from 5 exons. NCBI's taxonomy places the organism in Eukaryota, Metazoa, Arthropoda, Insecta, Hymenoptera, Braconidae.